This is a messenger RNA of Camelus dromedarius (Arabian camel), 2399 nucleotides long. It is a transcript of the gene TMEM97, whose product is annotated as transmembrane protein 97. The coding region runs from base 84 to 608 and encodes 174 amino acids. Lineage: Eukaryota; Metazoa; Chordata; Mammalia; Artiodactyla; Camelidae. The transcript is spliced from 3 exons. Gene Ontology annotation, cellular component: endoplasmic reticulum. The record is from RefSeq and is a predicted model, not a curated record.
CGGACGGCGCGAGCCGGGGCCUCUUCCCACGUCGCGUUCCGGCGAACGUCGCCUCGAGUCCUGCCCGACUUAACCAACCGAUAAUGGGGCCUCUCGGCGCCCGGCGCGGCCUGGAAUGGCUGCUGGGCUUCUACUUCCUCACCCACAUCCCCAUCACCCUCCUCAUGGACCUGCAGGCGUUGCUGCCGCGCGAUCUCUACCCCGUCGAGCUGAGAAACCUGCGGCAGUGGUACACUGAGGAGUUCAAAGACCCUCUGCUGCAGAACCCGCCAAUGUGGUUUAAGUCUUUCCUGUUCUGCGAGCUGGUGUUUCAGCUGCCUUUCUUCCCCAUUGCAACAUAUGCUUUCUUCAAAGGAGGCUGUAGGUGGAUCCGCACCCCUGCAGUCAUCUACUCAGUGCACACCAUGACAACUCUGAUACCAAUCCUCUCCACAUUUCUAUUCGAGGACUUCUCCAAAGCCAGUUGUUUCAAAGGACUAGGACCUAAGACUUUCCACGAACGACUAUUCCUUAUAUCUGUCUACACUCCCUAUUUUCUCAUCCCUCUUAUACUUCUGCUUUUCCUGUUGCGGAACCCUUACUACAAGGAGAAAAUAAAGAAAAAAUGAGAACCAUGGGCCCCAGGAAGAGAUGCCCACAGGGCAGUUUCCUGUUGACGCAGUACCAGGAAAACUGCUCAGAACCCAGGUUUUCAAUAGUAUUUGAAAUAUACCAGCAGCAACACACAGGAGCAAGACACCAGCAAGAGGCAUAUCAAACUGUCACCUUCCAAGGGCACUGGCACAAACAGACCCAUCACCUGAGGACAGGCAGAGGGUGUGGGCCAGGUUAUGGCGAAGUGGUGCCAAAGGACUUGCUGUGUGCCCAAGUUCCCUUGCAGGAUUACUAAAGGCAGGACCAGACCAGAAACUAGAUAAACUUCCAAGAAACAUGGCCUACUUGGCAUGUAUCAUGACUUAUCUGACCAGCGUGUGACUAAACCUUGACUCCGGAGUCUACAGCAUGUCGUGAAUCAGCAAAAUGAACAGUGGGAUGUUUCAGGCCAUUUUUAAGUUUGAAAUUAUGCCUCUUUACUAUUCAUUAAAAACUGUUUUCUUGCCCCCACUCCUAGGUGGUGGGGAGAUAGUCUAUAAGAGCUUUAAACUUAGUUUUCCUUAAGGUUCAACCCUAGUGAGACUAAGUCAGAAAUGGGUCAGACUAGAAGGUGUAUUAUUUGUCUUAAAAAGAUCAUCCCACAAGAGAUUUUUUUUUUUUUUGACGGCCACUGACUUUAUUGAUUUAAAAAAUUUUACAAGAACAGUAACUGUUCUGCCAAAGAGGACCAAAUGGCAUAAAACAGACCAGAGGUGAGGGUGAGUGUGAAGGAAGGAACCAGGAAUCCACUCAGAAAAGCUGGUAAUUGCUGACAUGAAAUUGGCAGGGAGAGAAGGGAAAUGCAAGCAAGAGUGAGACCUCCAAAAAAGUUGAAAUGGUGAUGGGAGAGAACUCCCAAAGGACCCUGGAGUGCAUCGGAGGUGUGGACCACAACAGCAAUCUUUUCCUUUGUAGAAGACGGAGGAGGAGUCCUCACUUGACUGCAAACUCUGGAGACUCAAUACUGGGGGUAGGGAUCGGGGUCUCCCCGGAGAGCAUCACAAGAAGGCAUUGCACCACUCUUGAAGGCACCCGAAGCAGUCCUGAGACUGCUUGGCGUUGGUGCCGCAUGUGUCCUUCAGCCAUUCCCAGAAGAGGUCUUCGUCUUUCUUUAGAACCAGAACUGACCAAGGACCACAUAGGCCUUUUCAAAGCCUCUUUUCUCCAGCUCCUUGCCCAGGACUUCACCAAUCCCGGCCAGCCUUCCCACUGGUUUUUUCCCCAUGAGCUCUGCCAUGAAGUCUCAGUGCUUUUGGGAGGCUGUCAUCUUGAUCAGGCUUGAUCCGCAGCUCCAGCUCUCGUAACCGAGAAGAGAUUUUUUAGUCUCCUUGUUUAUCCUCUUUCCAGACCUUAGUCUUCUGUUACUUUUUAGAGACCACCUAACAUAAGUUGCUUUACUCUGAGGUCUGGUGUCUCAAAACCUGAUCUGGAGCUGUGCUUCUUACUGAAUAACUUCAUCCAUCCUAAUAGUUUUAAGAAUUCCUUCCUGUCUUGUUCCCAAAGGGGACAGGGGGCUGGGCAUGACAGGUCCAAUGGGUGCAUAUAGAUUCUCUUCACAUUAGUAUUUGGUAUUUUAUUAGCUUUCUCUAAAUUUGUACUCAAGGCCAACUCAAAAAAAAAGACUGUGAACGCACGUGGAAAAUGGUAGGCACUGGUCCUGGUUAGUUACCUCUCUUUGUUUUGCUUAGAAGCCCUAACGGUCUGAUUGUUGGGAGUAUCAUCUGACUCGUGUGUCUGGUCCAAAUAAAAGAAGCUGCUGACCACUA